Paraglomus brasilianum is the source of this 279-nucleotide messenger RNA. NCBI's taxonomy places the organism in Eukaryota, Fungi, Glomeromycota, Glomeromycetes, Paraglomerales, Paraglomeraceae. The record is from the annotation of a GenBank genome assembly.
GGGAAACUUGGUAUAGAUAUCAAUCCCAUUUUAGAAGCGGAACUUAGAAGGGAUAAAGCCUCUUCAGAUAAACCAAUUAGAUUAUUUGAUUUGCUUUUAUCUUUAGAAGAUGAUAUAGUGGUAAUUCAGGAUAAACUCGGUAUUAUUGGUUAUUCUAAUCAAGAAAGGGCAGAAGAAGUUGAUGAGAAUGUAAGAGCACAACUACAAAAGCUUGAGGAAUUUCACGGUCCAUUAGAAGAUGAUCCAGGUGUGAUUUUACCGAAAUAUGGUGAAAUGGGG